Messenger RNA from Aspergillus costaricaensis CBS 115574, 1061 nucleotides. RefSeq names its product putative 26S proteasome non-ATPase regulatory subunit Nas2. Lineage: Eukaryota; Fungi; Ascomycota; Eurotiomycetes; Eurotiales; Aspergillaceae. Gene Ontology annotation, biological process: proteasome regulatory particle assembly. The coding region runs from base 62 to 793 and encodes 243 amino acids. Gene Ontology annotation, cellular component: nucleus; cytoplasm. The transcript has 4 exons. Gene Ontology annotation, molecular function: protein binding. The record is from RefSeq and is a predicted model, not a curated record.
GUCCUUCCUUCAUCUUCCAUCCAACCAACGAUGUUUUAAACCACCUCACACUCACUCUAGUAUGGGAAUACCCAUGGGUUCAAACAUUCAUGCCCCAACAGUAGCCUCCGGCCCUACGUCCGGAGGCGCUUCUCCUCGCGACCUGUCCAAGCUCGGCAUGGUCGAUCUCAUGCAAGAAAAGGAACGCAUCGAAGAAGAACUCUCGGCUUUGAGUAGCGUCCUCGGCUCGCAUGGCGUUAAUAUGAACACAUCUCUCACUACUUUCGAUGGCUUCCCACGAGACGAUAUCGAUGUUGCCCAAAUACGCACUACUCGAGCCCGGAUUAUUCGACUGCGGAACGAUCAUAAAGACGUGAUGUCACAUCUGGAGAAAGGAAUCCACAACCACUUUGCGAAUUUGCAGCGGGCGCAAACUGCCGUACAAUCGGGCGGCGGUCUGAAUGGUACAUCGGGGUCACAACCUAGUGUGUCUGGCAAUAAUACAUCCGGUGCUGGGACAUCUGGGUUACCGUUCGCAAAGGUCAAUAGUGUGGUGCCUGGAAGUCCCGCCGACCAGGCAGGUCUGAGGGUGGGAGAUACCGUUCGGGAGUUCGGGAAUGCCAACUGGCUUAACCAUGAACGUCUCUCCAAGGUGGCGGAGAUAGUGCAGCAGAGUGAAGGGCGCACCGUGGCGGUCAAAGUCGUGCGGAAAGAUCCUAGUUCUUCCAGCAGCAUUGACUUGUCCCUGCAGUUGGUCCCUCGCCGUGAUUGGGGCGGUCGGGGCUUGUUGGGCUGUCAUCUCGUGCCGUUGUAGUGGACUGGCAUCGGGUUAGGCACGAGAAUUGACGGCUGUCUACUGUACUCUGGGAUAGUCCCUGGAAUACUAGGACUUACCCGGGUGCGAUCUACUUUCGUUGAUGGAUUCUCCUUACUGCUUUCUUGCUAUUGGACUCUGAUGAGGAAUGUGACAUGUAUUCAUGAUCGAACGUGACGUGUUUAUUAUUGCCGGGAAAUACCUAGGGAAGCAUUUAGGGUGGCGUUUCAGUUUAGGUUCAAGAGAUGAAAUUGCACCUGUUCAUAUG